Molecule: messenger RNA, 1671 nt
Organism: Talaromyces amestolkiae
Lineage: Eukaryota; Fungi; Ascomycota; Eurotiomycetes; Eurotiales; Trichocomaceae
Exons: 6
Coding region: 1-1671 (556 amino acids)
Molecular function (GO): ATP-dependent protein folding chaperone; ATP binding
Source: RefSeq, a predicted model, not a curated record
AUGACAAACUCCAAUCAACGAAAAUUGAUAGUGGGUAUCGACUUUGGCACUACGUACACAGGCGUUGCCUGGGCCGAAACGAGACGAGCUGAUGACAUUCAUGUAAUCGAUACAUGGCCGUCAAGACUGGGAUCGAACGAGGGUGAGAGUAGUGUCAAAGUUCCAACCCAGCUACGCUAUACACCACAAGGAACAGAAUGGGGGUUUCAGAUUCCAUCCACCGUUGAACGGAAUCAUUGGUUUAAAUUAGGAUUGCAAGAAAAUAAUGCUUCUGAAGGAGGGGAAAAAAGCGCAGAGGAACUAACAACAGACUACCUGGCUGAAGUAUACAAACAUGUACUCUACACUCUAGAGCAAAAGAUUGGAGCUGUGAUUCUUCGAACAAUACCUAUCGAGUUUUGUCUGACAGUGCCAGCUAUCUGGUCUGAGGCAGCUAAAGAGAAAACACUCAAAGCCUGCCAGAAGGCUGGUCUGAAUUCCGAAUCCGAGAUCAUGUUAGCGUCAGAACCGGAAGCCGCUGCUAUCUCUGCUUUACAUGGACUCGAUCCCCAUGGCCUUACGGUUGGAGACUGCUUUGUCGUUUGCGAUGCAGGUGGUGGAACAGUAGACUUAAUUUCAUACAGAAUUAAGUCACUGUAUCCUAGACUACAAGUUGAAGAGAUGACUGCUGGAACCGGAGGUCUCUGCGGCUCGGUUUUUCUCAACCGCCGAUUUAUCGACUUUAUAACGCGAAAGUUGAACGGACAACAAGGUUGGGACGAAGAGGUACUUGCAGAGGCGUCAGAGCGAUUUGAUACAGUGAUCAAGCAACAGUACUUGCCUUCUCGAGAUGGCGACGACGGAUAUCCAGUGCCUGUUCCCGCUUUGGCCAACAAUGAGCGAGUAGGCAUACGACGUGGCAAGUUCACGAUCAACAAGAACGAUAUGCACGACAUUUUUGAGCCUGUCAUUCAUAAGAUUAUAUGGUUCGUGCAAGACCAGAUUCGCCUGUCCGGGGGUAAAGCGAAGUCGGUCCUCCUUGUCGGCGGGUUUGGUCAGAACACCUACUUGAAAGAACGUCUGCGCGAAUCACUCCCGGGUAUUGAAGUGUUGCAACCACCGAAUGCUUGGACCGCUAUUGUUCGUGGAGCUGUCAUGAUGGGCUUAAGCAACGCGAAUACCUCUUUAAGCACCGUACAGGUCGUAUCACGCAGGGCGAGAAAGCAUUAUGGUAUGAAGUUGAAUGUCAAUUAUGAAAAACGAAUACAUGACAAGAAUAAAAGAUACUUGUGUCCUUAUCAUGGGGGCCAUCGGGUGGAGGCAAUGGAAUGGUUCAUUCGCAAAGGCGACGUCGUUGAAGAAAAAAAGCCGAAGAUUAUCAAAUUUCAUAAAAGAUUUCCGGUUUCUGAGGGCAGAAGGGACUCUUACAAUAUUACUGUCUAUGCUGAUUCAGAGAGUUCAGCUGCACCAGUCCAUCCUUGCGAGAAUGUCAAAACCCUCGUGUCUCUCAGAAUCAACCUAAGUUCCAUAUCCAAAUAUCAGUGGAAGAAGAUGAUCAAGACUGGCGAUGAUGGAAAGAAGUACUAUAUCGUUGACGGGAAUAUUGAAGUAACAUUUUGGUCUGCUUCGACAACGUACAAACUCUCUUGCGAAUGGGGUUUGGAUGCAUCCGUGACUGCGGAAUAUGCAUGA